UGUUGAAUUAUUCAUUAUGUUUGACUUUCUCUGAUAGGAUAGACUAAAUGAAAAAUGUAGCCUAGGCUACAGUAUCUAAGAAAAUGUAUGUAAAUUGUCGGACGUUCGUGGCUAUGCGCAUGCCCAGUAGGAUAGCAUCAAGCUCCGCUGCAACAGGUGUGAUUUAAAUGGGAAGUGAGGCAGGGAAAGCUAGCCUGACAGGCUCUACAUAACAUUUUCAAUUAACGAGAACGUUAGAAACCAGAGUUGUUUGUAAGAAUAAUUUGUGUAAACAAAUUCUGCAUUUGCAUCGAAAUUGAAUGGAGCGAUUUUCGCCUACUAGCCAGCGUCUGAAUUUGACAUUUGUGUUAUUUAUUUAUCAUCCGACAAAUAGUUAUAGCCCGUGCAUGGUAUUUCCCGUUGCCUAAGUUAAACUUACGUUUAUUUUAUUAGUGGGAAGAGACAAUUUUGGUUUACAUUUUUUUCUUUCAAAGUUAGCUUUUGAACAGAUUUGAGGUUUAUCAAACUCUAAUAACGCAUUGGCAGACAAAAAGUAAAGAAAAAACGGUGCAAAUAAAAUAUUUUUCGUGUUCGCUGAUAAAAUAGCUCUGAAAUGCGACCAUGCUCCCAUCUACCGGGAGGAUCAAAUUAAAUCGAAGCGUGCUGAAAGUUGAAGGCAAUAAUGGACUGCCAAGCGUGCCCAGACGGAGACGGCCAUUCAAAGUGUUGUACUCGCCAACCGGCGAUACACAUGGCGAUCCUAACAGCAUCAGGAAAACUCUGGAAUGCUCUUCACAAAACGAGGAAAACAGUGAAUUGAAAACGAAGGAUGAUUUUGUUUUGGGGUACACUGAAUCCACAGUUUUGAAAUCCGAAAAUCAUAAUUUCCCCCCAUACUUGGGGACAGAAAAGGGGCACCUUGCGAGUGAGACAGCUGUCGGAAAAACAACUGCGGUGCCAGCAGACAGUGGGGAACAGAGGUCAACACCAUUGACUGAAUGUGAAGAUAUUGAUAGGAGUCCCAUUGUUACACGCCAUCGCCCCAAACCCCCUCUCAGCUCGCCAUCCUGUCCACAGCGGUCAGUCAGGAGAGUGGUUAAAACCUUGUGCUGCGCCCUGUGUGGAGAAAUUAAAUACACGCCCCCUAAGAGAAGGAAGCUGACCAGGGUUGAGCCAGUUGGAGUGACAGGCAGAGGCAGGGCCAUCGUCCUCAGCAGAGUAGUAGGGCUUGAGCAGCCUACGGUCAGGGUUAAAACCAGGAAGAAUUUCACCUCCACCAUUAAGGCCCCCAAGAAGCUGGUGAUCUGGAUAGGGAGGUACCCCAAGGUCAAGCUCUGCGAUGUAGCUCAAAUAUGUGACGUCUCGGUUGGGGGCUUUUCCUGCCUGCUGCCGGCCCAACUCCUGACUUCCAAAGUAGUGCGUUGUUUCAAGUGGGACUAUCGGAGCAAAGUUGGUCUGUUAGGGCCUAGUUGUUGCAGCAGAGGGAGCCAUGGGAGUGAGACGACCUGGGAGCGCAUUAGUAGAAAGAAGUUGCGUCACUGUUCUCAGUGUGGGAAGAAUGGUCAGCUUUUGACGCAGACUGAAAUUCACCAGUGCAUGCACACGGGGGCGCACAGAUUGACUGAGUCAAAUCGUUCUGCAUCUCUCGCUGCCUCGGAUCGCGGGAUGUCUGAAGCCUCCACCAAUGGUUUUGCUUGUCUCUCACUAGGUAAGCAGCAGGUGAGCAGGGGGUCAAGCGGGGCUGGAACGCAUGACAGAGGCAUUCUUGAAGACUCUGGAACAGGAAGUGAUGACGUAGAAACAGGAAAGCCAGUCGCUAAGCGGAUGAGAUUGGGUUAUGUCCACGGAGACCUAAUGGAGCAAAAACAUUCUAGUCCAAGUGAACCAGAACUGGAUCCUGGGAUAGCUAUCGCUUCCCUUGAAGACAGUGGGACGAUGUCUGAGAUGCCAUGUGAAGUCCCGCCGCAUUUACACACAAGUCAUGUCAGUCGUAGUCAUAGCAACGCUACAGAUGCUCCUGUGAGAUCACACCACUUUAUGACACAGGAUGGAGGCUGGAGGGCAGGGCCCGGGGGAGGUGACAGGUCACUGGAGUCCACUGCCAACGGGACGCUGUCUCCCUGGUCCAUGGAGAACGGCGUGGGAGUAGACCCCCCCUCUGACAGCGACACUGAGGACCAAGACCUGUUCUCCUGUCGUAGAGUGGUGGCCUACAUCAAGAGGCUGCACCUGUCCUGUGCACGCACCUACCUCUCCUGGCCCUUCCCCAAACCUGAUUCUGCACAGUCACUCUCUGUGACAUCAGUCCUCAAUGCAAAUGGACCACUGACACCCCCAGCGGAUUCUGUGUCAUCAGCUGUGGGCUGUGUUAAUGGAGCCUUGGUGAACGGUUAUGGAGACUCACUGGUGAGGGCUGAGAGAACCAGAGUUCUCACCUCUCACUGUACACUCACUGAAUACACUCCACAGACAAGCUACCAGGUUUAUGCUCAUAGGAAUGGGAUGAAGGGAGAGGGAAACAUGAUGGAAGAGAAAGACAUGAGCAAUGGAAGAGAAGGAGGAGGAGAAGAGGAUGAGAGCGUGACCCAGUGUUCACUCUCUCCUGACACUUCAAGCAAGGUGUACCCAUCCCAUCCUCUCUGUCACAAGAAACCACAGUCCCAACUCAGAACUAGGGGUCUCCAUCGCAACAAAGCUUCCAUAUCCCCUCCACCUAAAGCUCCCACUAUCUCCGCCCUCCUCACCCCACCCAAAAACCACAGUGAAACUGAUCCAAUUCUUUCAGUUUCCUCCAACCUUUCUCAGACUGACACAUACACUGUUUCUUGCCUCUCUCCACCCAAAACUGACUCUGUCUCAACCUUCCCUCCAGCUAAAGUCAGUGGCGGCGGUGAGACAGCCUCCACCCCCCCUCCUAUAGGCGUCGGUAGUGACAUAGCCACUGCCACCUUUCUGCUGUUCUCAUCUGCAUCCCAAAACAUAGAGACAUCCCCACCACCCUCCUCUCCUACUCCCUCCUCCUUUCUUACUCCCUCCUCCCCUCGGAGGAAGGAUGAAGGUGGGGCUAUGUUCAAUGCACCAUCCUCCCCAUCAGCUGUGGACAGUAAGACCGACACGUCUCACUCAAACUCAUUUCACUCAGCAGAGUCAUCCUCUCUUCCACCAGAUUUCUCCUGUCUUUCAGCUGAAUCCUCCUUUCUCUCAUCCAGCUCCUCACUUCUGCCUCAAGAAAAAAGAAAGGCAGAGGGAGUGGAGAUGCAGAGCAGAGAGGGAGAUGAAAUGAAAGGAGAGGCGGCUGCGAGUGGAGAACUGAAGGUUUUGGUUUUACCAGGCAGUGAGUCCUCCAGUCCAGAGAAGCAGGAGCACCAACGUCCAGAGCAGAAGAGCACACAGGGGGGCUCGUCGCUUGGCAAGCCCAAAGAGGGAGAGGCUGUGGUGGCCACGAUCAGUAACCUCGCCCCUGGGAUUCUUGGAGGUCAAACACCAAUGCUGUGCAUAACACGCCUGAUGCUGCAGACACAGAGCUACUCAGAAGAGGAUGAUGACUUUGUAGUCCAGAAAGAGAAGUUGUCCAGUGCAGUAGGUGUUGGAACACAGGCCCAGGCAUCCUCCACUGAUGAAGAUGAUGGUACAUGUGGUGAAGAGGGGACACUAGAGCCUGUUAGAACCCAGCCCUGUACUGAUGAAGAUGAUGUCGAUCAUCAUAAUCAGUCCACCUCCUGUACUAAGGUCACGUCUGAGAACCAGGAAGCCGGCACUCCUUCCUUUUCCGGGUCACACACUCAACACCAGGAAGUAGAAGUUAGGGCAGGGUCAAAAGUCAAGCUGGCUAGUGACCCCAAAGCUCACCUCUUGGAUGAGUUCACAGCCUACAAGCAGGACAUCCUGCUUGUAGAUGUUCUCCUGGAUGACCCAGAGCUGUUUGGGAGCUUGCCUCAGGACCUUGAACCCAUGCUCGGGUCAACCAAGGGACGAAGGGCCCCUAGAGCCAGGACCACCAUUGGGGCAGGGAGAGCCCUACUACUCACAGGUGCAGGUCCCUCAUGGGCCACUGAGAAAAGCUCCACCACGGGUACAGAUGGGCCUCCUGGUUUUAAGACUGACCAGAGAAGAAUUAUCCACUUUAAAGAUGAGGAGAGUGCAGGACGAUCUUGGAGACCUGUAGCCAGUUCCAACCCUAAGCCUGCCCUGGUCCACAGCAACAGCUGGCCCCCUACUGUCCACGCAUUACAUCCAGACCAGGGUGGAACUGACUACAACUACAGUCCUAUGAAGGCAGAGAUCUCUGAGAGGGCCCAGGCCUUCCAGUCUCUGAACUCAUUUAAGAGCACACUGCCUUAUCUGAUGACUGGAGACUCCUGGUGCAACGGACAUACAACCUCAUGUAAAGACCCAGCGGCAGCAGACACCGGCCCUCAAAGACAAUUUGACAGUUAUUGCAAGUACUAUUUCAGCAUGUCGGACUGUUUCCAUAAGACCUGUUGGUUCCUCCAUGUGCCCAAGAGAGGAGACGAGAAGUUCUGUGUAGAGACGGUGCUGAGGUUUGUCAGGUCUUCCAACCCUGUCUGUCUGCAGAGGGCAGUGUCAGUGUUUACGUCGUACUACCAGUUCAGUCCUCCAGGUGUCUACCACACCCCUCUGGUCCUGAAUUCUCUCCUGGCCGCUCUGCUCAAAGCUGGCUUUCUGUCUGACAUCAUCACGGUGCUGCACGUCAGCACCGCCCACAACAUACUGCCCAGUCCAGCGUUUCUCCUGGCUCUGUUCGACUAUGUGGGAGAGAGAGACCAAUCCAUCUUACCUGAACUCAUUCAACUCACCUCUAAGAUGGUGGAUGCAGGCUUGGGGUUAAAUGUCGACCAAUGUGAGCGUGUCCUACACAUGUUCCUUCAGUCGCCACAAUACCACCCAGCAGACUCACCUGAGAAUUACACAACUAAACCUGGCAACCACAGGUCGAUGAACACCGAAGCUCCCACUCCUGAAGCGCUGAGUCUGGCCCAUGCUCUCGUGGAGUUGUGUUCCCAGCAGGAGGACUGGGGGAGGUUGGGUGUAGUCUUCCGCUCCAUAUGCCACUCCCACAGAAGCCUUGUCGACUUACAGCACUUCAGCGGCUGCAUUGCCAUAGCACUGCUCGAGGGGGACAAAGACAGACUAGCCCUGCCCUUCGCCUCCUUCACUGAGACAGUGUACCAGGAGACAGAGGACUGGGAUGAUGGUCUGAUCAAGAGCUUCCUGGGGAGAAUAGGAGUCUCUCUGAUGUUCAGAUACCACAAGACACAACAAUGGGCCAAGGGCCGGAGGCUGGUGGAUGUGUUAUCCAGGUUAAAGGUAAACUACUCCACUCUGAAGGGACUGUUCGGUAACGAGGAUGGAGCUUCUCGCUGUCACCUAAUCACAAUAGCUACAGAACUUUUCCUUAGGAGCAACAGUGUUGAGGGGGCACUCAAUACACUCCGAGAUAACGAGUGGUUCCUGAGUUCGUGUGUGUGGCCGUGUUCGGUGGAGGACGUAGCGGAGAGAACAACUGUUCUGGUACGACUGGCUGAGAUAACAUCCCACAGAGACACACUGGAGGUCCUCACUAACCUGCCUGGUCUUAAGGAACCUGCAGACCUAGCAGACAUCUCCAUAUACGGCUGUCUGUUCAACAGUCACCUCAAGUCAUGUGUCGACAGACAAACUGUGACUGUGGCCUCAGACACGCUGGGUUUCAUGUUGUCUAAGAGCCUGGCUGUGGACCCUCCUCUGCUGCACACUCUGCUGCACAAACUGGGCAAGCAAAACAUCUGGCUACGGGCUAGAGCUCUCUUCAAACAGGCCCUGUGUCUAGGCUAUUAUCCUGGUGUGAAGUCCGUGCCAGGCUCUCUAGCACUGACCGUUCCCUGUUCCCUGGGGGAGAUGGAGAUAGCUCUGGCCUUUGAGAUGGUCCUCACCAUCAAUGCUACAACCAUCCUCAACACAACAGGCACACCACAGUCCGUCAUCAUCACACUCAAGAGAACAGGGGACCGUGAGAGUGAGUACUUGGCGGCAGGCAGUCGCCUCCUCUCGGCAGCGAUCGUCCCCAACCCUAAACUGACCGUCCACUAUACAGCGGUCAACUCCUGUCAGGAACAACUGUUCGUGGUCGACACACACACUGCGCGCCGCUGGCUCCGACACAACCACACCUGGGCCAAAGAGGUCUGGACACAUUCCUAAAAAUAAAAGUGUUCCAGGAAUACUGACCUACGUUCCCAUCCUGGGAAUACCGACCAAUGUUCUUUCUGGGAAUACCAGGAAGGUUUGGAACAGGACAAGGUUGUACUGAACACUUCCAUGGCCGUGUGUGUGACACUCUUCGAAGUUUAACCUGCCUAGUCUAGUCUGUCUAGACUUUACAGGCUGAUCUGAUCAAGGGAUUUAUAUCAAGAAAAGACUAUCAGAACUGCAUAUAAUUGUUUGAGUUUUUUACAAAACUUAAUUGUAUGUUGAGUUUUUCAUUGUAAGUCGUUUUAAUUUAAAGGAAAUGUUGAAUGGAGGCGAAAGUACGAAGAACUUUCCAAGUUUGUUUGGCUUUGACUAGAUUUUGUUUGAAAAAUGUGGUUUAUUUGAAAGUUCUCUAAUUUUAGCUUGAUUGUCUUUAAACACUUUUUGUUGCACAUUUCUGAGGCACUUGAACAAUUGUGAAGCUAGAUUUUACUGUUUUGUAAGAAAUGUAAAAAAGAUUAAAGAAUGUCUGUAUUGAACUGGGUACCAUUCAUACUUGACUACAAGGUUUGUUUCAGAAAAUGUUUAUUUUCCUUAGCAUUUGUUUCUAGGCAGAUUUAAAAGCCUAAGAUGUUUUAUUUUGUGUCAGUCAGCUCUUUCAGUAAUGCUACAUUUUAAUGGAAUAAAUUUACAACAGUACUAUUAUUAUUGUAAGGAAAGCAAGCGUGUCCCAAAACUCUGAUCUCACUGUGAUUUUGUGAGACAGACAUUUUGAUCCCAGUUAACCUAAUGGUCCUAGCUGGAAUCACAUCAGUGUUUACGACUUCCCUGAUUUCUUUACAUUCCUAUUUGUUUCCUUUUUCCAGUGCAAAAUCAUUUAAUUCUUCUCGUGCUUCAAAGUGAUUGUCGAGAACCUGGUUCUCUGUUCUAAGUCUAUCGCCGGUUCUAGCGAUGAACAGUAUUUCAGCAUCUUCUACUGUAGGUAUGAUUGGUUGUGUAAAACACAUUGUUUUCUGGAACAACAGUCUAGAAGCUUCUAUUUAGUUUGUCUUAUUUUGUAUUUCUUAAAGGAAAAAUAAACUACUACUGACUGA
Messenger RNA from Oncorhynchus tshawytscha (Chinook salmon), 7262 nucleotides. It is a transcript of the gene topaz1, whose product is annotated as testis and ovary specific TOPAZ 1. Gene Ontology annotation, biological process: spermatocyte division; spermatid development. The transcript has 20 exons. NCBI's taxonomy places the organism in Eukaryota, Metazoa, Chordata, Actinopteri, Salmoniformes, Salmonidae. Bases 601 to 6180 code for a protein of 1859 amino acids. The record is from RefSeq and is a predicted model, not a curated record.